This is a messenger RNA of Musa acuminata AAA Group (dessert banana), 1284 nucleotides long. RefSeq lists its product as uncharacterized. The record is from RefSeq and is a predicted model, not a curated record. Lineage: Eukaryota; Viridiplantae; Streptophyta; Magnoliopsida; Zingiberales; Musaceae. The transcript has 2 exons. Bases 352 to 912 code for a protein of 186 amino acids.
GCAGGGGAUGCCUCGUGCUUCUGCAGCUCCCCAAUCUGAUCCUCCCGCUACACAACCCGUAAGAGAUCCGAGCCUAUCGGGGGGUUCGGAGCCCAGUCGCCUGCGCAAGAGGCCGAAGACCACCACGCCAAAGAUGUCUGCAUCUGUCACGGCUCGGGAAGCCAUUGGCCAUGCUCGCAGUAGCCCAGGGGGCGGCCCCAGGAUCCUGCGCCGAAGGAGGCCGCUGGGAGCUCGUAGGGCAAGGAGCGAGCCGGGAAGUCGGAGUCGAGCAAAGGGGCGCGUCCGACCCUGGUGCGUGAUCUUUGCUGCACCCGAGCUUGCUUCAAGGAUGAGCCCUUCCAAGCUCUCUCCAUGGGUGGGCUGCCCAAGGGCGAGGCGUCCAACCCUCUGGUGGCACGGUGGCAGGGUCUCACCCUCUGCAAUCGAGUCUGGACGGAUGGCGCGGCAUCCGCGACUUAUGCCCGAGGUGCUCUCAUUCCAGACAUCGCCAGGCAAUUAUAUGGUUCACCUUCCGAAAUGCUGAUCGAGAAGGCUGCCAAGUCUCUAGUCUGGAACCUGCACUACUUCACGGUACUAAUGGACCACGUUCAGGAUGCUGGUCAGAUAAUCAGCAACCUGGGGGACAGGAAUGCCGAGCUCCGUGGCCAGGUCGAGGAGUUGAAGGCCAGGGCAGGGCCGGAGGCGAUGGCGUCCGCCGAGCAGUGGGCCGUCGACCUGGAGGGCAAGGUUGCAUGGCUAAGGUCGGAGCUUGAGGGCACCGGGCAGCAACAAGCAAGUCUCCGAGAACAGCCGAAGGAGUCCCGUGGUCGGGUCUGCUCGAUGGAGACCGAGCUGUUGGGCUUGCCCCGGACCCUGGAAGAGGUCCGUUUGUGGGCGAUGAAGGCCGAGGAGGCUUUGGCGGAGGAAACCUAAGUGGCUCCUGCAAAGACCAAAAGGCGAUCGAAGAGUACAAGGAGUCCCUCGGGUUUCAGCUCGGGCUGCAACGAUCGGGGCAGGUGUCAUAUGAGUACGGAUACUAUGUCGCGGUGUCACGGUUUCGGGCUCAGUUUCCCAACCUCUACUUCGACGUUGAUCCUUUCUCGUGUCACCCUGAGGAUGAAGACGUCAAGAUGCCUGUGGUGGUUCCUUUUGAUGACUCCGUGGAUUCCCCUGGGGCCUGAGCGACGUCUCCCUUCUUUUUUUUUUUUUUUUGGUGGUCACUCGCAGCUAUUUCAUUUUGUAUUCUGCAACCGACUGGCUGAUGUCAAAGGUCCUUUUUAUCAAUGAAAAUUUUACUUGCUAUUC